UCUCUUACAAGAACAGGUGAGGUUACGUUCGCGUCGAACACCUGUUGUCAAAAUCUGACGUCCCGAGGGAGAGACACGGGGAUCCCCAUAAAUCUAAUCGACCAUGGCGCGCUACUUCAGAGAAGAGGACAUAGAUGAGUUCCGAGAGUGUUUCUACCUGUUCGCUCGAAGCGGCCAGAUUCGCACGCUUGACGAGCUCACUAUAAUUAUGAGGUCCCUGGGAUUGAGCCCGACGAUUGCGGAAUUGAACAAGUACAUGAAGGACAAAGGUGGAAAGAUGUCCUUUGCCGAUUUCUUGGAAGUCAUGCACCUUCAGACUCGCGCGGAGGACCUGCCGAAAGAAGUGAUCAAAGCUUUUCAAGCUGCGGACACCUCUCACAGUGGCACUAUACCAGCACGACAGUUGGCGCAUAUGUUGCUUCACUGGGGAGAGCAAUUGAGUAGCAAAGAAGUGGAGCAAAUCUUCCGCGAAGCCAACGUGUCUUUAAACGGACAUGUGAAAUACGAAGAUUUUGUAAAAAUUGCGUGUGCACCUGUACCUGAUUAUUAUUAAUAAUUAAGCGAUUUUCAUAUUUAUAUACCACGGUCCACGAUUUUACGCUUCUAUAUAUUCCUACGAAAGGCGCGAAAGAGAAAAAUACUUUUACAUAAAUAAGAAAAGAUCAGUUUAAGCUUUAAAAGGAGUUUUAUAACUCAAAAAUAUGGUUGCGGGACUUCUGGUUAUCGGAUAAAUAAAGUCUAUUUCAUUAUUUA
Messenger RNA from Temnothorax curvispinosus, 753 nucleotides. Its product is annotated as calmodulin-like protein 4. Lineage: Eukaryota; Metazoa; Arthropoda; Insecta; Hymenoptera; Formicidae. The coding region runs from base 104 to 553 and encodes 149 amino acids. Gene Ontology annotation, molecular function: calcium ion binding. The record is from RefSeq and is a predicted model, not a curated record. The transcript is spliced from 5 exons. Gene Ontology annotation, cellular component: myosin II complex.